Molecule: messenger RNA, 471 nt
Organism: Galendromus occidentalis (western predatory mite)
Lineage: Eukaryota; Metazoa; Arthropoda; Arachnida; Mesostigmata; Phytoseiidae
Product: zygotic DNA replication licensing factor mcm3
Exons: 3
Coding region: 1-471 (156 amino acids)
Source: RefSeq, a predicted model, not a curated record
AUGGCAGAUCACCUGUCCACCGAAGAUCUCAGAGCGGCGGCCGGAAGUCAGAAUAUCGUGCCCCGGAAACGGAAGCGUGACUCAGAUGAUGGUGCCGCAAGUUCUGAAGAGGAGAGAGAGAAGGAUUUCUUCGAUUACCGCAAAGAGACUCCUGAAACCCCAGUGCUCAAGCCGAAAAAGAAAGCUCGAGAAGAGGUUCCCGAAGAAGAAGAAACUCCCCUGCCAUCGACAUCGUCACGAGCUGCAUCGAUCGGUGUGCUCGACAGACUGGACGAAUUUCGAUCUCUCCUCAAAAAAGCAUUCAGGCGGACUGCUGGAUCCCAGCAGAUGACCGUUGAUGAACUGAUGAGUUAUCUCGCAGGUUUGUCUCUCAAGAAGCCAUUCACGAGAGAUGAAGUCGAUCUGGCGCUAGAGAAGAUGUCAGACGCAAACCAGGUCAUGGUAUCGGAUGAUAUCGUCUACCUCAUCUAG